Messenger RNA from Myotis brandtii (Brandt's bat), 540 nucleotides. Its product is annotated as guanine nucleotide-binding protein subunit beta-4-like. Gene Ontology annotation, molecular function: protein binding; signaling receptor complex adaptor activity. The transcript is spliced from 3 exons. The record is from RefSeq and is a predicted model, not a curated record. Lineage: Eukaryota; Metazoa; Chordata; Mammalia; Chiroptera; Vespertilionidae. Gene Ontology annotation, cellular component: cytoplasm; heterotrimeric G-protein complex. The coding region runs from base 1 to 540 and encodes 179 amino acids. Gene Ontology annotation, biological process: G protein-coupled receptor signaling pathway.
AUGGUUGUCCAAAUUGUUACAAGUUCAGGAGAUACAAAUUGUGCCCUAUGGGACAUUGAAACUGCCCAGCAGACCACCACAUUCACUGGGCAUUCUGGAGAUGUGAUGAGUCUUUCUUUGAGUCCUGACAUGAGGACUUUUGUUUCUGGUGCUUGUGAUGCCUCUUCCAACUUAUGGGAUAUUCGAGAUGGAAUGUGUAGACAGUCUUUCUCUGGACAUGUGUCAGAUAUUAAUGCUGUCAGUUUUUUUCCAAAUGGCUAUGCCUUUGCCACUGGCUCCGAUGAUGCCACUUGCCGUCUCUUUGACCUUCAUGCAGACCAAGAGUUAUUAUUGUAUUCUCAUGAUAAUAUUAUCUGUGGGAUCACCUCUGUAGCCUUCUCAAAAAGUGGGCGUCUCCUGUUAGCUAGUUAUGACGACUUCAAUUGUAACGUGUGGGACACACUAAAAGGAGAUCGUGCAGGUGUUCUUGCUGGUCAUGACAACCGGGUCAGCUGUCUGGGUGUAACUUGUGUGUUUCCCCCCACGUCCUCCGUGGUUUAG